Scophthalmus maximus (turbot) is the source of this 2893-nucleotide messenger RNA. RefSeq names its product nuclear migration and anchoring protein unc-84-like. The record is from RefSeq and is a predicted model, not a curated record. Lineage: Eukaryota; Metazoa; Chordata; Actinopteri; Pleuronectiformes; Scophthalmidae. Gene Ontology annotation, biological process: nuclear envelope organization. Bases 28 to 1497 code for a protein of 489 amino acids. Gene Ontology annotation, cellular component: meiotic nuclear membrane microtubule tethering complex; nuclear envelope. The transcript has 14 exons. Gene Ontology annotation, molecular function: protein-membrane adaptor activity.
ACAAGUAAGCACGACAGUCCAACCAUCAUGUCUCGUAGGAGUUUGCGCCUCAUGUCCGGUGGUUACUACCCCCCAGAGGAAGAAUUGGACUCAAGUGGCAUGACAAACAUAUCCUACAAUGAAAAUCCUGUCAAGGUUUUCAAGAAGAAGGCCGGGACCCGCAGAGCCAGUAGUAAUGCUAGUUCACCCAGCCAAGAGUCACCUGUCACUGCAGGCCAGUGCGAUGCCACCCCUCCCUCCACCCGGAGUCAGACGGCCGCAUGCGGCCCCUCGGUGCCUCCAGAGAAGAGCCCUUACCCCGGACACUACAGCCCCAGCAUGCCAGGUUUGCACCUGAGGCCCAACCACAAGGAGCUGAGUCAGAGCGGAGUGGGCAGCUCAGGGUACUCGUCCUCUGAGGGCUUGAGUGAUGCUCCCAGCUCUGGAUACAGAAGCAGAAUCAGCAGUGCCUUCCUUGGUGUGAUGGACUCACUCUCAUUGAUGGCCGUCGCAGCACAGCUGAAAAUAGUGCAUCUGAAAGCUUUAGCUAAAACUUCAUUCAGCAGUUGCAGUAAGAAGGCUUGUGGUCUGUUUCUCCUCCUCCUCCUCCUCGUACUUUUAUGUAUUUGGUUCCUCCUUCCCUUGGUGAACAGUUUCAUCUUGAGUGGCGCAAACACCCUGUCGCAGACAGAACCCGAGAGUCCACCCGUUUUCUCUGCCACCGCUCCUCCACCUCCUCAACCCGACACCGUGCAUCACGAACCUGUGGUGGAUCUAGACGAUGUCUCUGCUGCUGUCGAAGCCAAGAUGCAGCAUAUUUUGCUAAUGCCUCCUCCAGCCCCCUGUCCUGAGAGCAGCACUGCCCCUGUCCACAACCAUCUAACCCCAGAGCUCCAACAGGCCAUGGAGAAGUGGCUCACCGACCGCGUUAAGGAGCAGCACGUACUCAAAGAAAGCGGCGCAGACUUUGGACGUCCCAUGGCGGACAAAAUGGCUGACUUUGCCCUGGAGACUCAAGGUGCCAGGGUGAUAAGUGCCAGGUGUUCGGAGACGUAUCGUAUUCGUUCGGCCUGUGUGACCCUGUUUGGUUUCCCCCUCUGGUAUCCAUAUGAGACCCCACGCACUGUUAUUCGGGGUUACCCGGCGCUGCUCCCAGGCAAAUGUUGGGCGUUUCCCGGUGUCCAGGGAACCCUCUCCAUCUCCCUCUCUCACCCUGUGAGGAUAACUCAUGUGACGCUGGACCACCUGUCGCAGCACAACUCCCCCACUGGCCAAAUCGACUCGGCACCCAAAGACUUUGAGGUCUACGGAAAGGAAAAUGACACAGACGAGGGAACGCUGCUGGGGACGUUUACCUACGAUGAGAACGGCGAGCCGACGCAGACGUUUCAGUUGCCUCAGAGCCCGAGUGACAGGGUUUACAGGUUCGUGGAGCUGCGCGUGCUCAGUAACUGGGGUCACGACGAAUACACGUGUCUUUACCGCUUCCGUGUGCACGGAAAGAUCGCCUCCACGUGAGAUCCCCUGGCCGCAAGAUUAUGGCUCGAUUAAUCAUCGGACAGGACAUUUGUAGUGUACACUUUUCUUUUAAAAGUGCAAUCCUGUGGCUACUGAAACAUGUUUGGUGUUGACGAAGGGCGUCAGCAGCUUUCGCCGUGUUUUGAAAUGCUUCCUGUUAAAGUGACAAUAAUCAUCAGAUGUAAUUUUUUUUUGUGUGCCCACGGUGAAGUGCACACUUGGCUUUGGAUAAAUGGUCAGAAUGAAGUGUAAAAUAUAUUUCUAAAAAUUAAAAAUCGACCUAGUAGAACCAUUUGGGAGCAUAGAGUUAUGGAAACUUAAUGCUUUAGAAUUUUGUUUAAACUCUUGCUGUUGUAAAUAAUUAUUGCAUCAUUAUUGCUGCCCAGUCCCACCAGGGAGGUCCGCCAUAAAAACACGUUUACAUUUUGCCAUUCGUUAAACAGUCCUCGGUGGUACUGUCAGAAAUGAAAGGAGUGGAGUUUCUCUCACUGACUUCACUCACCCACGUUUCCACCGAUGGUCCGAGGAUUUGAACCGACAGCAACUGUUUGCAAUCAUGCACCACGAGGCUUCCCGCCACAAGACAUAAGCGAUGAAUGAUUGGUGAGUUAAUGAUGUCCAUUUUUGGCCACUUUAUACAAUUCAGUCUUGUUUCAAGUGAAAAAAUAAAAGUAAAAAAAAAAAAUAUUAUUUUAAGGCGUUAUAAGAAAUGUCUGAAUUCAGAUCGUGUUUGGAUUGGACUGGCUGGACUCCGUCGCACAGCACACAGAGCCAGAAUACCACAGCUUUAUGACUAUGAUGCCAUGAUUCUGCCCCCAUGGACUCUUUGAUACCCCGUCAACUCUUCAAAAGACUUUUGUUUUUCCCCUGUGAACGUUGUUAUUUAGUUAUGAUUUGAGUCACCUAUUCCCCGGGUCUCUGUUUUAGUUAAGUCACCUUUGUUAUCCCUCUCGUGUUUCAAGCCGAGUUCUGUAUUUCCUGUUUUAUUUUGAAGUCAUUAUCCUCGCGUCUCUUCACUUCCUGUUCCCUGGUGUCUUGUUUUACUUGUCUUCACCUCCCCUGUGGCUCUCGCCCCUGUGAUUGUUUGCCCUGGUUCCUAAUGUGUUCCCCCUGUGUGUUCAAUGAGCCCUGCCUGCCUUGUGUGCGUAUGUAGUCCCUGCGAUUCCCUUUGUCUUUGUCAGUUCGUUUCUGUGAUGUUUCUUUCGGUCCUGUUUGGUCUUCAUGUCUCCAGUGUCAGUGUUCCUGUGAUGUCUUCUGCUUGUUUAUUUUGUACUUUGUUGUUUUGCUCACCCCAUUUGGAUUACCUGAGUUGGACUUUUGCUUCUGUUUCGCUUCUUGGAUUGUACAUUUGGUUUGUGUUCCUCCCUCAAUUAAAAUACUUGUUUUUUUCACUGCA